Messenger RNA from Zingiber officinale, 1362 nucleotides. RefSeq names its product putative 12-oxophytodienoate reductase 11. The record is from RefSeq and is a predicted model, not a curated record. The transcript has 5 exons. NCBI's taxonomy places the organism in Eukaryota, Viridiplantae, Streptophyta, Magnoliopsida, Zingiberales, Zingiberaceae. Gene Ontology annotation, molecular function: FMN binding; oxidoreductase activity. The coding region runs from base 151 to 1242 and encodes 363 amino acids.
ACUUUCGUGAAUCAAACCGAACAUGCAAUCGAACGAACAUUCCAAAAUUAAUCCACUGGCAAAAAUGAACCGAACGAUAAUUUAGCAAGGUCACUAAUUCUCCCUCCGCGCAGCUCCGAUCAUUGCAGGGGAAUACCAUGGCGGCUCUAGAUGCGAUUCCCCUUCUCACUCCUUACACGAUGGGAAAGUUUGAGCUCUCCCACAGACAGAAUUGUUCUGGCGCCAUUGACAAGGCAGAGAUCCUACAGAAACCUUCCACAGCCACAUGCCAUCUUGUACUACUCUCAGAGAACUUCCAGAGGUGGCCUCCUGAUCUCUGAAGCGGCCGGAGUUUCCGACACUGCUCAAGGGUACGCAGACUGUCCUGGCAUUUGGACAAGAGAACAAGUGGAAGCAUGGAAGCCAAUAGUGGAUGCAGUCCAUGAGAAAGGGGGCAUCUUUUUUGUCCAGAUUGGGCAUGUUGGAAGAGUUUCCAGUCACGAUUUUCAACCCAAUGGACAAGCACCUAUUUCAUGUACUGACAAGCCAUUGAGUCCUCAAAUAGGGGUUAACGGCAUUGAUGUUGUGAACUUCUCUGCUCCACGGAGGUUGCAGAUAGAAGAAAUUCCUUUGCUUGUCAAUGAUUUUAGAGUUGCUGCUAGAAAUGCUAUUGAGGCCGGCUUUGAUGGAGUUGAGAUUCAUGGGGCUAAUGGGUACUUGAUCGAUCAAUUCAUGAAGGACCAAGUGAAUGAUCGUAUCGACCACUAUGGUGGAAGCCUAGAUAACCGAUGCCGCUUUGCCUUAGAAGUAAUUGAUGCUGUGGUGGAUGAAAUUGGACCUGAUAGAGUGGGAAUAAAGCUCUCUCCUUUCACCAACUAUUACGAAUGCGAGGACUCCAACCCUGAAGCUCUUGGACUACACAUGGUCAAUGCAUUGAACAAACAUGCAAUUGCAUAUUGUCACAUGGUGGAUCCUUGGCAGGCAAGAGCAGGAGAAGUUCCGUGCAGUCUUCUUCCAAUUAGGAAAGCAUUCAGAAAAACUUUUAUUGUCGGCAGGAGAUACACUAGAGAAAGCGGCAAUAAGGCCAUUUCUAGUGGUUAUGCAGAUCUGGUGGCUUACGGGCGACUAUUUUUGGCUAACCCUGAUCUUCCACGACGAUUCGAGAUGAAUGCUCCACUCAACAAGUAUAAUCGCGGAACUUUCUGCAUUUCUGAUCCUAUUGUUGGAUACACAGACUAUCCAUUUCUUGAAUCUGAUUCAUGACUUCCAAACUAUAAAAAUGUUGUAGGUGUGGGAUGCACAUGUGAAUUCCACUGCUACUGUCUACAGAUUUUGUAUGAACUCCAGGAAAGUCAAAAAUAAGUCAUGGAAAAUGAAGCCAAA